CUUUAUUUAAUUAUCCGUUUUACUUCCUAGUGUAGAAUGUGUAUACCUGAAGGGUAUAAACUAGAGGACAAUUAAUUACAUCGAUCUGAUUUAAGGCAAUAUGGAUAUCAUCUUUGUAUUAACAGUGGCCAUAUUUAUUGAAAAAUCGUGUUCUCAAAUAUUGCAACCAUCAACAACGUGUUUGGGAAAUGGAGAUGAAAUAAAGUUAGUGUGCACAACAGUUGACUUUAACCAAGUCAUUAAUUUUGUGUUGAAUAAUAACAUUGAAGCUGGCUGCGCUCCAAGCUGUGCUGUUAAUAUAAUACAAGCUGGCACAACUACAACUUACACGCUUUCAUUUAGCAGUUCAACACACAGCGGCAACUGGACAUGUUCAUAUGGAUCAUCCAUGUCGCCUAUAGUAGUUAUUGCAGAAAAUCCUUGUACAACAAUAAUAACGACACCGACGACGACAACGACAACAACAAGCACAUCAAAAGCACCAACAACAGCAUCAAUAUCAACGACAAAAAUAAAAACAACAAACGCACCAACAACAACAUCAACAUCAUCAUCAACAGUAACACCAACGUCUUCACCAACGCAUUCAACAACCCCCAAUACAUGUCGUAUAUUUUUUAAAGAGAAGCCUUGUGCUUUGAACUACCUCACUUUAGCUGAAAUAGUUGUAUUUGUUAUAGCGUCAUUUUGUGUAGUUGGAUAUUUUAUAAUCAGAAAUCGAAAGCAUCAAUAGAUAUCUGGCAAAGAAACAAAAAGAAACAAUUACAAAGUGCAUGGAAUGAAUAACAUGUAGUGAAUAGACAUGUAAAGAAAUUCGAACCAACUGCAACAAUAUGAUUUCAAAAUUUGUUAUUUGUAAU
Mytilus trossulus (common blue mussel) is the source of this 860-nucleotide messenger RNA. RefSeq names its product integumentary mucin C.1-like. The coding region runs from base 101 to 733 and encodes 210 amino acids. NCBI's taxonomy places the organism in Eukaryota, Metazoa, Mollusca, Bivalvia, Mytilida, Mytilidae. The record is from RefSeq and is a predicted model, not a curated record. The transcript is spliced from 4 exons.